UUUUAUUUAGGCUAAUAUUUAAAAUUAUUUUAAUUUCAUUAAUGCAUAAUAAAAGCUUGGGAUUCUUUUUCAAAACAUUAAAAUAUACUAAGAGUAGUCUCUAUUAAUUUGUUAUAUACAUAAAAACUAGCAUAAGGUUGGUAGUUUAGUAUGUUUUGUGCACUUUUGCGGCUUAAUGGAACCAUUAUGAGGAGAAAUGAAUUGAUAAUUGGUAAUAAAAAAAUUGGUGAUUCUCACCCCUGUUUUAUUAUAGCUGAAAUUGGGCAGAACCACCAGGGAAAUAUUUCUAUUGCUAAAAAGCUCAUUGAUGUGGCAAAGGAAUGUGGAGCUGACUGCGUCAAGUUCCAAAAGAGCUGCCAGUCAGAAAAGUUUACAAAGGAAGUCCUCAAGGCUGAAUAUUCCAGCACCAAUUCUUGGGGUAGAACGUAUGGUGAACACAAGCAAUUUUUAGAAUUUUCUGAAGAAGAGUUCAAAGAACUGCAAAAUUAUGCCAAUGAAAGGGAUAUUUUAUUUACAGCAUCUGCUAUGGAUCAGGAAUCGUUAAAAUUUCUUACGUCGCUUAGAGUGCCGUUUAUUAAACUGGGAUCUGGUGACUCCGACAAUCUUUUUCUUCUGGAUGAAGCUUCCAAAACAAACAUCCCUCUUGUAAUUUCAACAGGCAUGCAAGAUAACAGUGGAUUAAAACAGGUUUAUGAAAUUGUAAAACAGCAUCAUAGUAAUUUUGCCUUUCUUCAUUGUGUCUCUUCAUACCCAACACCAGUACAAGAAGCCAAUUUAAAAGCAAUCAUCACAUUAAAAGAAUCUUACCCGAUUCAGAUUGGCUACUCUGGUCACGAAAUUGGUUACAAUAUAACUUUAGCAGCAGUUGCAUUAGGUGCUAAGAUUAUUGAGCGACAUAUCACUAUUGACAAGAACAUGAAAGGAAGUGAUCAUUGUUGUUCCUUGGAGCCGCAAGAGCUAAGAGAAAUGAUCAAAUCAGUCAGAGAAAUCGAAAGUAGUCUUGGUGAUGGAAUAAAAAGGAUAAUGGAAUGUGAAAAAGCAUGUAUUUCAAAGUUAGGGAAAAGCUUGGUCUUUUCAAGAGAUGUCAUGGCUGGAAGUAUACUCAGUAGAAACGAUAUCAAGGUGAAAGUUUCCCGAUCAAAGCAAGGCUUAACUCCAAGGCUUUUUUUCGAUAUUUUGGGAAAAACAUUGACAAAAGAUUCGAAAGAAGACGAAGUAAUAACAAUCGAUUGUUUACAAUAA
Messenger RNA from Cimex lectularius (bed bug), 1242 nucleotides. It is a transcript of the gene NANS, whose product is annotated as sialic acid synthase. The record is from RefSeq and is a predicted model, not a curated record. NCBI's taxonomy places the organism in Eukaryota, Metazoa, Arthropoda, Insecta, Hemiptera, Cimicidae. Gene Ontology annotation, biological process: carbohydrate biosynthetic process. The transcript is spliced from 6 exons. Gene Ontology annotation, molecular function: N-acylneuraminate-9-phosphate synthase activity. Bases 151 to 1242 code for a protein of 363 amino acids.